AUGGCGCGCUUCCUCGUUAUCGCGCUCCUCUCCGCGCUGUGCUCGCUGCAAGCGGACGCCUUCCGCCUGCGCACGCUGGCUGAGAACCCGUUCUUGCCCGUGCACCGCCACCUCGCGUCAUGCCCCACCACGUCGGGCGUCGACUACCUCGGUAACGACAUCAAGUCCGUCUCGAACGUGCCGGUGUCGGACUGCUGCACGCUGUGCUCGCAGACGACGGGCUGCGGCGCCUUCACGUGGACCAACUACAACGGCGGCACGUGCUGGCUCAAGAGCGCCAAGGGCAACACGGCCUCCAACCCGGCGGCUACUUCGGCCGUCCUGGUGCCGGACGAGCCCGGCUGCACACUCAACGACGGCGUCGACUACCAGGACAACGACAUCGCCAACGUCGGAGCCAGCAACGCCGGCGCCUGCUGCUCGAUCUGCUCCACUUGGCCCGGGUGCAACGCCUUCACCUGGUCCAACUACAACGGGGGUACGUGCUGGCUCAAGAGCAAGAAGGGCACGACCGUCAACAAGGCCGGCGUCAAGUCGGCCGAGGUCAAGAACACGGUCGGCCAGUGCACGCUCCAGCAAAACGUCGACUUCGUGGACAACGACAUUGGCAACACGCCCGGCAAGACCCCGGGCGACUGCUGCGGCAUCUGCAACAACUGGAGCGGGUGCCGCUCCUUCUCGUGGACCAACCUCAACGGCGGCACGUGCUGGCUCAAGAGCGCCAAGGGGCAGACCGUCUCCAAGUCCGGCGUGGUGUCGAGCCAGCUGCUGGACAACCCGCCGCCGAGCUGCUCGCUCGAGGCCAACGUCGAUUACGUGGACAACGACCUCGCCAACGUGGGCGGUGCCAAGGUAGCCGACUGCUGCGAUAAGUGCCGCGCCUACACUGGCUGCCACGCGUUCUCGUGGUCGAACUACAACGGAGGCACCUGCUGGCUCAAGAGCAAGAAGGGGUCUACCACCUCCAAGAGCGGCGUCACCUCGGCUGUCGUCUUCUAACCCGUUGACUCUUCCCCAUGCACGGCGAACCUCCACCGGGAGGUACUACAUCCAUUGAUUCACGCAUUCUCUCUGUUUUCUUCUCUUCUAAGUCAUGCCGUGCCAGUCUGCCUAUCCGAUUCAAGCAACAACAUGUAGUGCACCGAGAGCUCUGGAUCGAGUCGAGUCGAGUACUGUAGCUAGUUCAGACUUCAACUUGCACUCCGAUUACCAAUGGGAAAACAUUUGCCUUCCAC
This is a messenger RNA of Phytophthora sojae, 1235 nucleotides long. RefSeq lists its product as hypothetical. Gene Ontology annotation, biological process: proteolysis. Bases 1 to 999 code for a protein of 332 amino acids. The transcript has a single exon. Gene Ontology annotation, molecular function: protein binding. The record is from RefSeq and is a predicted model, not a curated record. Lineage: Eukaryota; Oomycota; Peronosporomycetes; Peronosporales; Peronosporaceae. Gene Ontology annotation, cellular component: extracellular region.